Coniophora puteana RWD-64-598 SS2 is the source of this 1338-nucleotide messenger RNA. RefSeq names its product Aldo keto reductase. The coding region runs from base 194 to 1201 and encodes 335 amino acids. NCBI's taxonomy places the organism in Eukaryota, Fungi, Basidiomycota, Agaricomycetes, Boletales, Coniophoraceae. Gene Ontology annotation, cellular component: cytoplasm. The record is from RefSeq and is a predicted model, not a curated record. The transcript has 6 exons.
CUCACCGUUCGCCACGCACUAAUCGCAAGCCAUACAACCCGCCUUGAGCCCGCCAUGGCAUAAACAACAACCACAGAUUCCUCCGAAAGAUGUCCUCCACCUUACUCAGCUUCCGAACGUACUCAUAUAAAAGCCCGAAGCUCCCCAGAAUGAACUCAAGGUUCCCUGCUCUUAAUUAGCAUCCAAACGCAAAAUGUCGUACCCCACUCGCAAAAUCGGUACAGAUGAUGUGUCUGCCAUCGGCUUUGGUUCGAUGGGCAUCUCUGCCUAUUACGGUGCCGUUGAGUCUGACGAAGAGCGCUUCAAGGUCCUCGAUGCUGCGUACGAGCGCGGCUGCAGAUUCUGGGAUACUGCCAACAUCUACGGCGACAGUGAGGAGCUGAUCGGCAAGUGGUUCAAGCGUACUGGCAAGCGCAACGACAUCUUCCUCUCCACGAAGUUUGGAAUCACCAAAGAGACCGCUAGGGGUGUUGACGGCACCCCCGAGUCGGUCCAACGCAACUUUGCUCGGUCGCUCCAGCGCCUUGGUGUCGACAAGGUUGAAUUGUUCAUCCUCUACAGGUCUGAUUCCGAAGUGCCUAUCGAGGAAACGGUGGCUGAGAUGGCGACACUGGUCAAGGCUGGCAAAGUCAAGUACCUCGGUCUAUCCGAGUGUACCGCCAACACCCUUCGUCGUGCACACAAGGUGCACCCGAUAGCCGUGGUUGAGGUCGAAUAUUCACCGUUCACGCUUGACAUCGAGGGCGAGCUCAACCUGCUCAAGACGGCGCGUGAGCUUGGCGUGAAGAUUAUUGCCAACUGUCCUCUUGGGCGUGGUCUGAUUACCGGUCAAUACAGAUCGCCAGAUGCCUUCGAGGCUGAUGACAUCCGCCGCAAGAUCUCAAGGUACUCGAGCGAGAACUUCCCGAACAUCCUCAAAUUGGCCGAUGGCCUGAAGAAGGUCGGCGAUGCGCACAACGCUACCGCAGCCCAGGUGGCCCUCGCGUGGCUCCUGGCGCAGGGUGACGAUAUCAUCCCCAUCCCUGGAACAAAGAAGAUCAAGUACCUCAACGAAAACCUUGAUGCUGUGAAUGUCAAACUGAGUGCGGAAUCCAUCAAGGAAGUGAGGGGCUAUGCCGAGAAAACUGACCACCAGAACGGCCUUCGGUACCCCGAGUUCCUGUGGAUACAAAUGUUCGUGGAGACACCGGAUCUGAAAUGAGAUGCAUGAUGCAUCAAACCAAAGUAUAUUCUUUUAACAGUAUCUUAUUGUACCACAUGCGUAGUGUACGAUUAAUACCCUUGAUUGAGAAGGGAUUUGCUGGAGUGUCAUUUUGGACUGUGAUAUGAAACUUUAAC